AUGGCCUGGAAUUCUGUCUUACUCAUGCUGCUGGUCCACAUCACAGGUUGUGGCUCUCAGCCAAUGCUGCAUCAGCCACCAUCAGUCUCUUCCUCCCUUGGAGCCACCGUCCGUCUCACCUGUACCCUGAGCAGAAACCUUAACAUCCGUGUUUACAGCAUUUACUGGUACCAGCAGAGGCCAGGCCACCCUCCCAGGUUCCUGCUGAGAUACUUCUCACACUCAGACAAGCACCAGGGUCCCAAGGUGCCCCCUCGCUUCUCUGGAUCCAAAGACAUGGCCAGGAACCUGGGGUAUCUGAGCAUCUCUGAACUGCAGCCUGAGGACGAGGCUGUGUAUUACUGCGCUGUGGGGCUCCGGAGCCAGGAAAAGGAGAAAGGAAUGGAAAGACUGUGGAGAGGAGAAAAGUAGCUUACAGAUUCUGGAUCCCAGGCUCUGGAGACGUUCAGACCCUGAAGUGAAGACUGAGUUUGCUUUGCUAGCCUAGGCUGGUAGAGGGAGGCAGGGUAGAGCAUGGGGCUUUGCCGAGCCAAGGAGGGAGAUGGAGCCAUCCAGCAGUGUUGUAUUGCAGUG
Molecule: messenger RNA, 573 nt
Organism: Meriones unguiculatus (Mongolian gerbil)
Lineage: Eukaryota; Metazoa; Chordata; Mammalia; Rodentia; Muridae
Product: immunoglobulin omega chain-like
Exons: 2
Coding region: 1-411 (136 amino acids)
Biological process (GO): immune response; immunoglobulin production
Source: RefSeq, a predicted model, not a curated record